Molecule: messenger RNA, 1231 nt
Organism: Onychostoma macrolepis
Lineage: Eukaryota; Metazoa; Chordata; Actinopteri; Cypriniformes; Cyprinidae
Gene: sec22ba
Product: SEC22 homolog B, vesicle trafficking protein a
Exons: 5
Coding region: 147-794 (215 amino acids)
Biological process (GO): vesicle fusion with Golgi apparatus; endoplasmic reticulum to Golgi vesicle-mediated transport; retrograde vesicle-mediated transport, Golgi to endoplasmic reticulum
Cellular component (GO): endoplasmic reticulum membrane; ER to Golgi transport vesicle membrane; SNARE complex
Molecular function (GO): SNAP receptor activity
Source: RefSeq, a predicted model, not a curated record
AGGAUUUAAGGUAACACACCCUCUUCCGGCCAGCUCAUCUGAACUCUGCUGUCAGUUCAAAUGUGUCACUUUCUGCCACUCGGUCAACAAAUCAAUCGCUUCGCUUCAAAACAGACCGAAGUUAAAGAGUAAAGACAACAGGCGAAAUGGUGCUGCUGACGAUGAUUGUUCGUGUCGCGGACAGCCUGCCGCUCGCCGCGUCGAUGCAGGAGGACGAGCAGUCAGGACGAGACUUACAGAAGUAUCAGAGUCAAGCCAAGCAGCUCUGCAGAAAACUCAACGACCAGAGUCCCGCGCGCUGCACGCUGGAGGCAGGAGCCAUGGCCUUUCACUACGUCAUUGAGAAAGGAGUGUGUUACUUGGCCUUGUGUGAAGCAGGAUUUUCCAAGAAACUGGCGUUUGCCUAUCUGGAGGAUCUGGAGGGAGAAUUCAGUGAGCAGUACGGGACUAAAGUCCCUUCAGUGUCACGGCCGUACUUUUUUAUCGAAUUUGACACAUAUAUUCAGAAAACCAAAAAGUCUUACAUCGACAGCAGAGCACGAAGAAACCUGGGCAACAUCAAUUCAGAGUUACACGAUGUGCAAAGGAUCAUGGUUGCUAAUAUCGAGGAAGUGCUCCAGCGUGGAGAAGCGUUAUCUGCUUUGGAUACCAAAGCUAGUAAUCUGUCCAACCUGUCGAAGAAGUACCGCAGCGAUGCCAAGUACCUCAACACUCGGUCCACGUAUGCUAAAGUGGCGGCCGGCGCUGUGAUUUUAAUCACACUCAUUGUUUAUGUGCGCUUCUGGUGGCUGUGAAUGUAUGUGACAAAUUCAAGCAGAAACUCAGGGCCUCGCUCACAAAAAUGGUUCAGACACCAGAGUCUGUUCCGGCCUUAAGAUCGUGUCUGUUUGAGACACUGAAUGUAGCUGUCUGUGAAGUUUUGUCGAGUUCAUGAUGCUGUUGUCUUUUUACAGUUGUACCCUGCUUUAUUUAUAACAUAUCUCAGUGGUAGGUGUUAACGAUGUACUCGUUGCCUUGUCUGUGUUCAAGAUGUUGAUAACAGAGCUAUGCAAAGUAUAUGUGGAGUUUAUAUGAAAUCACAUGUGUAGCUGGUGGUGGAACAUUGGUGCAUCUUUGUUGGGACAGAUUUUAGGUGCCCACUCUGUCAAAUAUAACUUUUAUUUGUGAUAUGAAUGCACAAUGUAAAGGUGCUUUUGUAGGAACAAAGUAAAUUCAGACAAAUUAAUUGUAA